Messenger RNA from Clonostachys rhizophaga, 2187 nucleotides. The record is from the annotation of a GenBank genome assembly. NCBI's taxonomy places the organism in Eukaryota, Fungi, Ascomycota, Sordariomycetes, Hypocreales, Bionectriaceae.
AUGACAACGCGUCCACGGUCAGCAGCAUGGCGCGGCAUCACUUUGAUGCUGAGUAUGCAAGCUUCCCCUUCUACAGCUCUCUGGCAGGACCAGGCAUGGGUCAGAAAGUAUCCCUGUAAUCGAUCAUAUGAUGGUUUUGUCUCAUUUGAGCAAAGUCCCUUCUGGAUCGAUAGUUUCCGCGGUUCGUGGGAUACCCAGAGCGAUUCAGCUGAACUGAAGCUGGACAUUCUUGCAGUCUACAACCAGUCACUCUUAACAUGUGAAGAAAUCGAUGUUUCGUUAUUUGAAACAUCGUUGAACUUCCAAACUCUUGGAUAUUCAGUCGGCCAGUUAAGGAAUUUCCGGAGCAAUUGCCCUCUGCCUAUCACAGACACUCUGACACCUACUGGGCAUACACUAUUCUCCUCUUAUCAUCUCAUUUACAGCUUUCAGAGCACACAUCGGUUCCAAACUCUCGAAUCGACUUUUAGUUUUAAACAACUUAAUGGCAAAGAACUAGACUGUGGUGUUGCGAAAAUUACUCCAGACCUUGGAGAAACAGCCUCAGCAGCAUUAAUCUUCACGCCAUUCAGCAUUCUAGUCAUUGUUGCCCUUUCUUCCUGGAUGAAACACCGGAACAGGCUCAGUUCCAGCUAUGUCCUGGACCAUGACUCCGUUUUGGCUAGCCAAGAGCUACUGUGGGCGACGGUUCUUGACGUCGCUGAAUAUUUGCGCCAUCUUCAGUUCACCUUCGUGUCUGCAUCGAUGACCAUAGAAUACCCUGGCUUUUAUGUUCCGGCAGUAGGCAAACUUGCCUGGGCCUCUUUAUUAUAUUGGAGGGGACCCUUUGACUACGGAUAUUCAUAUCAAGGACCUAGUGGUGGCAUGUAUCCGAGUAAUUUCUCCUAUGGGCUUGGUUUAAUGACCCAGAUGCUUCGAUACCCCAACAUGCUCAACACGCUGGCCAAUUCAAUGGUAAACCUUGCCAUAAUUAUGAGCCCGAUAUUUUUCAUCCUCUCGCUCUGGUUUUGGAUAGCAUCAUCAACGAUAAAUGCACGACCGAAUACCUUCCUGUCAUUCGUAAAGAAGGCAGUGGGAACCACUAUUGGCAUAGCUUUAUGUUUCUUCAGUGUGCCUCUGCUUUCUUACAUAGCCUACGACCUGUUGCUCGUCGGCUACCUGCCAAAUUAUCGGAUUGGUCUGGCUAUCCUAAUGUUGCUUAUCAUCUGUGGUGCCAGCCACUUUCUCACACGGACGCUCUAUGACCAAUUCACCAUCAAGCUGACCUCAGCGAGUAUUGACGAGAUGGAGAAUAGCUUGAAGCCGAAUCUUGCUACGAUUAGGAACAUGAUCUCUCGUCAUCUGCCACAUACGAUGCCACUCCUCCAAGCUAUUGGGAUUGGGGGUCUGCAGGGGUUUCCUUUGGCGCAACUGCUCAUACUCAUAUUAUGUGAAUGCGUCUAUCUCUUUUUUCAUCUGACUGUAAAAAGGGACAUCCAGACACUUAACAUGGGGAAGAUAAUCCUCUCAGCGACUCGUUUGCUCACCGCAUUACUCAAUUGUGUAUUCGUCUCAUCAGCCAGUGCGGCAAAGAGACAGUGGACUGGCUACAUAAUAUUAUGCAUCCAUGGGUCGGUGAUCGUGCUAGGUUUCUUUGUCGUCGCCGCCUGGAACCUAAUAAGGACGAACUGGAGAAGUUCAGACGAGAGUCUCGAUAGUUUAAAUGACGCAAGUCUUGGAGCGCAAAGUUUGGAUCUCCAGAUGGACGACCUUCCCACGCCUAACCUAUCGAGUAAACCGCAUGAAUAUCGCAAGGACCACACCGAAGAACCAUCACGGCAGCAUCACCAGCAGGAUCUCUCAUCGUUCUACCGACCACCGAGGUCACAAUCGGCUUUUUCAACAUCUCAGGGUUCUCCUGAAGAACCCUUUGAUCUGAACCUGAUCCUCUCAGACUUAGUUCCCAGAAAAGGUGUGGAUUAUUCUUUUCGAGAAGUUGACCGCUUCUACGGCACGCAGAGAGAAAGCCAACCUUCUGCCCCGGCAUCCACGUCAGACUUGGGGUCGGCAUCGGGAUACGAGCAGGGGACUGAUGGUCGGGUCUAUUCUAAGUCGAUACCAAAACUGCUCGCCAGCUUAAAGGGGUUUCAUAAAAAAGACCAAGAACGAGGUUUCCAAGUUCAAAGACCCCCGAGGCCUCCUUCAUAG